Molecule: messenger RNA, 966 nt
Organism: Striga asiatica
Lineage: Eukaryota; Viridiplantae; Streptophyta; Magnoliopsida; Lamiales; Orobanchaceae
Source: the annotation of a GenBank genome assembly
GUGGGCCAGCAGGCAGCUGAGGACCUGUCUUCUUAUGGUGCUGUGGGCAGCCCAUCUCCAGUGCUUCCGCCGGAAGUUCCUCAUGGAAGUUCCAUUCCGGGAGUUUCCGGAAGAUCAGGUUUGCGUCAGCGGAUUUCACAGCCCCACGCCAGGCUGGCGGCUACAAGUGGUGGCAAUCCUGGCAGUGCAUCGGCCUUUGGCAGUAUUCCGGUUGAGCAGGGUAAUGCACGGGCUUUCGUGGGCCCGGCCCAGCCCGAGGCAGCAGCUGAGUUGCCUUGCACUGUGAAGCUUAGGAUAUGGUCUCACGAUGUGAAGAACCCUUGUGUUGCUCUUGACGCGGACAAGUGUCGCUUGACAAUCCCCCAUGUAGUACUCUGUAGUGAAAUGGGUGCUCAUUUUUCACCUUGCGGGAGGUUUUUAGCUGCUUGUGUGGCGUGUAUUCAGAUUAACACCGAUACUGAUCCAGGUUUACAAGGCCAGGUUCAGCAUGAAUUUAUGGGGGCCUCAACUUCUCCAACUAGACAUCCUAUUGCAGUUCACCCAGUGAUAUAUGAGCUGAGAAUAUAUUCCCUUGAGGAAGCUACAUUUGGUUCUGUUCUAGCAUCGAGGGCUAUCAGAGCUGCUCAUUGCUUGACUUCAAUACAGUUCUCUCCUACCUCUGAACAUCUGUUACUAGCCUAUGGUAGGCGCCAUAAUUCGCUUCUCAAAAGUGUUGUGAUUGAUGGAGAUACUACUGUAUCAAUAUACACAAUUCUGGAGAUCUAUAGAGUUUCUGAUAUGGAACUCGUGAGAGUUCUUCCCAGCGCAGAGGAUGAAGUUAAUGUAGCUUCAUUUCAUCCUUCAGUUGGUGGUGGCUUUAUAUACGGAACCAAGGAGGGAAAACUAAGGAUUCUUCAGUGCGGUUCAUCCCAUGGCUUAAACAAUGACGGUUCUCGUGAUCUCGGUAACAACAUGCCUGAGCAGCAG